AUGUCAAAGGCACGAAAAUUGGGCUUAGAACAGCCCGCUUUUGAUCAGGAUUCAGAUAAUGAUGAUAUCCAGACAGUUGUCCCUCAUGAUGAGCCCUCGUAUAUGAUGUACAUGCCACAAGAAGGUAGUCUUAUUAGUGACUCCACCACACUUUUCGAAGGGGCUCAAGGACUGUCGUCACAAAUGAACCACCACCCAAGACCGCGUCACCCAAGCAUGAGCAGCACGGCUUUCAAUGCCUCGCUCAAACAGAUGCAUUUUAAUAGCAACCGAGUCGCGUUGGACCGUGCGAUCAACCACACAAUCGAUAUCUUAUCAAGCCUCACAGAGGAGAACAGGGAGCGGCACGUUUUUUUCCCUACAGAAAACUCUGAUACCGAAAAUCUCUUACUUAAUUCCCCAAGAGCUCAUUUGGCGCUUGUGCGCAGCAACACAGACUUAGAGACCAAGACUCUUGCGAAAGCUCCUGUCGACAACGCUUGCUCCAUAGAUGGACUCUCGGUCGAGCCCGCAGACUUCAAGGUGCUUAAACUCAAUUUAAAGAUGGGACAUAGUCUGAAUGUCUUGACCCAUAUGGAUAAGAAAUCCAUUUCCUCAUUGUUAGAGCAAAAGUUGGUGCAGCAGGUGAGAUAUCUUCAUAAUCUUAAAGACCGAGUAGACGACACUUCGUCUAAAGUCUUCGUAACAGGAGAUCUUAACGCCGGGAAGUCCACAUUUUGUAAUGCCUUGUUAAGGCGCAAGGUUUUACCUGAAGAUCAGCAGCCGUGCACUUCUAUCUUCUGCGAAGUCAUCGAUGCCAAAACUGAAAACAAAAGUGUUGAGGAGGUUCAUGCCAUUCCCAUCGGUAUCACAUACGAUAAGAGAAACGAAUCCACUUACAUUAAACACUCUAUCGAUAAUCUAGAGGAGUUGGUAUAUGAGUGUGACAAGUACAGCCUUCUCAAAGUUUAUGUUCUUGACUACAGAAGUGCAGAGCAAAGCUUGCUCGGCAACGGGGUCAUCGACAUUAAAUUGAUUGAUGCCCCAGGACUUAAUAUGGAUUCAUACCAGACCACACAAGUAUUCUCUCGCCAGGAGGAAAUUGACUUGGUCGUCUUUGUAGUGAGCGCUGAAAACCAUUUCACCCUAUCGGCGAAAGAAUUCAUCGCUGCUGCGGCUGCUGAAAAACGAUAUGUGUUCAUUGUUGUGAACCGUUUCGACAACAUCAAGGACAAAGAGAAAUGCAUGAAUAAAAUCUUGGAUCAGGUGAAGAGUUUAUCCCCUGACACGUAUAAAAAUGCAAAAGAUUUUGUUCAUUUUGUCAGCUCUACCUCCGUGCCUGGUGGCGGUGGGGGUGGUCCUGGUGAUGACCCUGACAACGAGCCCUCUUUUGCGGAUCCAAACUUUGAUAACUUGGAGGCAUCAUUGCGGAAGUUCAUUCUUGACAAAAGAUCGAUCUCAAAGUUACUUCCAGCCAAAAAUUAUCUCAUGAAUUUAUUAAGUGACUUGAAAAUCCUUUCGGAGAUCAACCAAAACAUAUAUCUCAAUGAACGGGAGAGAAUGGUUGAAGUUUUGAAACUGACGAUAGGGCCAAAGUACGAAACCAUGGUGCAAGAAUGUCUUCUGGGUAAUGACAAGAUCAAUCGUCUCGUAGAAAAAACUUGUUCAGAAGCCUAUGACAACACUCGGAGAGAGAUUUUGCAGACGGUGGAUAACUUUGGCUCAUCUCAGAUUGUGCCAUACUUGGGCUUGCAAUAUGUUUAUGAAUAUGCAAGAGACACACAAAGAAAGAUGACCGACACUAUAGUUUCAUCUGUUCACAUGAGUGAAGCAAGUGCCAAGACUUUGACUGGUAAUGCAGUCAAAGACAUUAUCGAUUUCGGCAAGCAAACCCUAGGAGAUGAAUUUUUAACUGACAAAGUUUUCAAACCUGAUUUAAUGUUCACUAGAAAGCGCGAUACAAUUAAAAGAAGUCUAGAUAAUCUGAUUGAGAUCUCAGACUUUUUUGAUCCAUCCUUCGAAUCUAUUAUGAUGUGGCUAGGAAUCCCAGAAGCUUUCGUUCAAAGCACAAGGGACCAUAUAUGUCAUCUUUCGCCUGAUGUUCUCAUUGGCACUAUCCCAAGGUCGGUUUCGUCUUUAAGGCAAACCCUACCCACACAACUCACUUUGCAUACUUUAUAUUCUCUGACGAAGCUACUCACAACGGGAGCUUUGAUGAGAAAAGCUUACAAUUUUUCGGCUAUGCUCAAACCUUCUGUUAUCAAGCAUGCUGUUGUGCCAGUCAUUCUUGGUGUUGGUGGAUUCGCAAUUUUCUAUCUCAUAAAUGAUAUACCAAAUGCGUUCCCAAGAAAGCAAGCAAGGAAGUUGAGGAAGCAAGUCUUAGAAAUAGACUAUGCACACAUAAACGCUGAUAGAAUUUCCAGGGAAUGUAGACUGGUCCUCAACUUCCCUGCAAGACAAGUCAUGAAUAACUUUCAAACCAGCAUUGAUAAGAGAAAUGGAGAAAAGGAAAAACUUGAGUCUGACAUUAAAAAUGCUGAAAUAUGCUCAGGUUUUUUCAAAACUUUAUUGGAGCAAAUUGGCCAUCAAAAAUCACGCGUUGAUGAAAUCGAUCUAGAAAGUGUGUACACUGUUGAUUAG
Metschnikowia bicuspidata var. bicuspidata NRRL YB-4993 is the source of this 2619-nucleotide messenger RNA. It is a transcript of the gene FZO1, whose product is annotated as mitofusin. The transcript has a single exon. The coding region runs from base 1 to 2619 and encodes 872 amino acids. Lineage: Eukaryota; Fungi; Ascomycota; Pichiomycetes; Serinales; Metschnikowiaceae. The record is from RefSeq and is a predicted model, not a curated record. Gene Ontology annotation, molecular function: GTPase activity; GTP binding. Gene Ontology annotation, cellular component: mitochondrial outer membrane. Gene Ontology annotation, biological process: mitochondrial fusion.